Molecule: messenger RNA, 2785 nt
Organism: Mytilus californianus (California mussel)
Lineage: Eukaryota; Metazoa; Mollusca; Bivalvia; Mytilida; Mytilidae
Exons: 5
Coding region: 107-1069 (320 amino acids)
Source: RefSeq, a predicted model, not a curated record
GAGUCCAAAUUUAGUUGAGAAACAGGUGUGCCGAAAAGGAGGAAUUUAUUUAGAGGAGAAGCAUCUUCCUAGCAUAAUAACAUAGCUUUCCGUCCCCUUUACCUUUAUGCUCUUGGAUUUUUUUUUGUGGAUGGCCAUGGAAAACCAAAUCAAACGAGGAGGACACAGAAACUGGUCAAAUGUAUCUUCUACCAAAAUUUCAUCAGCUCACUGGCCUUUUAGAUAUUGUGAUAUUGUAGAAGUAGAAACAUGUGAGGAAAUUUUUGGAAUAGAGUUAUGGGAUCAAAUACAGGCUAAAAAUAAAUUGGAGUGUAUAAACUCAUGGAACAGAACACAGAUGGUAAAAAGUAGACAGAUGAUAUCCAGAUGUGAAUUAAACUAUGGAAAUUCUCAUGAUCAAGCUAGAAAUCUUUUCAAUCUACUUCUUUUGAGACAUUUUGAAGACAGUUUCAUUUCACAACAAGGUGUUAGCUUGCAGCCAUUUGAGAUAUAUGUAGCUCCUGAUUGUUAUGUAGAAUAUAAACCACAGGUUGACAUAUGUUUAUUGGAUCAAACUAGCGAUAGAACCAUCUGCUUCAACAUAAUUAAAAAUUGUUCCAAGCAGAAUAUUGAAGAUAGUUUAUACCAGACAAUGUUUUGCACACUAAGUGGAUGUAGUUCAACAGCCUACUGCUUUGUAAUAAAAGAAACAUUUGGAGGAUGUUUUGAGGUGUAUGUUGGGAAGGUUAAAUGGCCGAUGGAGAUGGUACAGAUGAUGAUGAUUUGUGGCAGUGAUGUUUCUAGACAAUUGGGAUUUAAUCAUCACAUUCAUUCACGACCAAUUGUUGCGAAAUAUGCAUACCUUGGAACGAUUGAUACCAAGACAGACGAUUGUCCAACAGUGUCUCUGUUUCUGAAUACAAUAUAUUCACUGUCAUCAAUUGAUGAGCCUCGUUUUCUACCUCUCACACAAAGUAUGCAAAGUGUUGUGGACAAAAGAAAAACAACACACAAGCAUAUAUCAAAAUGUAUAUGUGAUAGAGAAAAGGUGUGCAAUCACAAAUUUGAAGAAAGCUCAUCAUUUGGCUAGAAAAUGUUUUAACAUUUUGAGAAUCACCAACCUAGCAAAGGAUUAUGUGUCUUAGAGAUUUUUCUAAGAUAAAGGUACUAGGAUAGAAAUUUCACUAUACCCCACAACCAAGGGGAAAGUACAUUGUUUUAGAACAAGAACCAACUGGAACUCUGUUUCAAGAUAGACAAAUACUCUUAGGAGUCACUUCAUGUAAUACACUCAAAACAGCAUUGUUUGUGUUUGAAGAGGCUUUGAGAAGUUUGAAUGGAACUUUUUUCCAAAAUUAACAGGCAAUACAAUAAGUAUAACGAUUAUAGUACUUACACCUACUGUCCUUUGAUUAUAUAUGUACCAAAAGCACCUUGUGGUUAUAGUAUUUUGUAGUGCAUAAGGGAUGUGCCUUUCUUUUUUGAAGUAUUUUUUGGAAAAAGUGGGCAACUCUUAAUAACUUAACCUAUUGACAUUCAUUAAGAGUAAUUUUUGUAUGGUGUUAGUAUUCAUUUUAUGCUUUGACAUCAAACUUGCGUGGAAAGGUCAAUUUAUUGUAUGAUAUGUAUCAAAAAAGUGUAAAUAAUACAAAUUUGUUCAAUUAACAAAGUAAAAGUAUGCAUGAUAUACAUUAUACAAGUUUUUUCAAACACUCAACAAUUCCAAUAAUUAAGAAAUAAAUCUGUCAUGCCAUGCUCUAUGUUUGAAUUUUAACAUGGGUAGGCUUUAUAUUUGUCAAUAUCUUUAUACAGAGCGUUAGCAAUGUGUAAAAUGUUGACAAAUAUGAUGCCUACCCAUGUAAAAAUGAGCAAAGAGCAUGGCAUGAUAAAAUUAUUUCGAUUCUAAUAGGAAAAUUAAGAACUUAUAAAUCGUCUGCAGCUGACAUAAUAGUACAUGUUCGAAACGCAGCAGUUUGGUUUGAGGAAGACAAAACGAUAUAGAAAAUUAACAAUUUCAUGAUAAAAAAUGAACAGAUACCUGUAAACUUACUUUCAGAAUGACUUUAUUUAAUUUCCUAUUCAGCAACACCAACACAAAUGUCCAUUUUGAUCUCUGAUGUUGCAAUUUCAAUUUUUACUGCCACGUGCAGCCCAUGUUUUAUUCAAAUUAGAACAUGGCUUUGUUUCCAAAUUGAAAGAAGAACGUCAUAACAUUAGGAUUUGUUUUUAGAUGUUAAUUCAUUGUGAUGAUUUUCCUAAAGCCUUUUAAAAGAAUGAUAUAAAGACCAAAUGUCAUGUUUUUUUGUCUCCAUUUUUGUCUCGCCUUGACAGAGUAAAAAAGCGAGACAUAAGUAUGCUAUUUCUGGCGUCGGUGACGGCGGAGGCGCAACUACAACAAUGUAUUAGUUUGUGAUUAGGUCUAGUUCAUGGUGAACCACUAGUGGUAGGUCAAUGAUAUUUGGUAUGCAGUUGUAUUAGCAUUGGCACAUCUCAUUACCAUGGAGAUUAUUUGGUCCCACCCCCUCAGUCAAGGUCUAUUGACUUUGAAACUUUUCAUAGUUAACAUGUAUUAGUUUGUGAUUAGGUCAAUUUAUGGGGAACAACUAGUGGUAGGUUAAUGAUAUUUGGUAUGCAGUUGUAUAAGCAUGGGCAUAUCUCAUUUCCAUGGAGAUUAUUUGGCUCCGCCCCCUUAGUCAUGGUCUAUAGACUUUGAAAAUUUUGCUAAGUUUACAUGUAUUAGUUUGUGAUUAGGUCAGUUCAAGGGGAUCCAUUAGUGGUAGGCCAAUGUUAAUUGGUGUUCAGUUGU